Sesamum indicum (sesame) is the source of this 1519-nucleotide messenger RNA. RefSeq names its product nodulin MtN21 /EamA-like transporter family protein (gene UMAMIT9). Gene Ontology annotation, cellular component: membrane. Lineage: Eukaryota; Viridiplantae; Streptophyta; Magnoliopsida; Lamiales; Pedaliaceae. The record is from RefSeq and is a predicted model, not a curated record. Gene Ontology annotation, molecular function: transmembrane transporter activity.
CUGCUUCCUAAGAAAGAACCAACUCUUUCUCUUCUAUACACACUCCCUCCUACCUUCCUAUCAUCACUAACAUACAUAAAAAUGAUCAAGAGUAGUGAUCAAACAUGUUGCUCAAGCUUCCUCAAGAACUGCAAGCCAUACAUGGGUAUGAUAUCGUUGCAGUUUGGCUACGCCGGCAUGAACAUCAUAACCAAGAUAUCGCUCAACGGAGGGAUGAGCCACUACGUGUUGGUCGUUUAUCGCCAUGCCAUUGCCACUGCCGUCAUAGCCCCCUUUGCUUUCUUCUUCGAGAGGAAGGCACAGCCAAAGAUAACAUUCCCAGUUUUCAUGCAGAUUUUCGUUCUCGGGCUUCUAGGGCCUGUGAUUGAUCAGAACUUCUACUAUGCGGGCCUCAAACUCACUUCACCAACAUUUUCAUGUGCAAUGAGCAACAUGCUGCCUGCCUUAACAUUUGUCAUGGCUAUUAUAUUCAGGAUGGAGAAAGUGGACAUAAAGAAGGUGAUAUACCAAGCGAAAGUGGUGGGGACGAUCAUAACGGUGGGAGGGGCGAUGCUGAUGACCUUAUACAAGGGGCCACUGGUGGAGAUGGUGUGGUCUAAGCACCGGCAAUCCCAUACGGGUGGCGGCAGCAGCGCAGGCGAGACGAGCGACCGUGACUGGUUCAUCGGCUGCAUUCUUCUCAUCAUUGCCACCCUUGCAUGGGCCUCUCUCUUCAUCUUGCAGAAAGCUGCCCUCAAAACGUACUCGAAUCAUCAACUGUCCCUUACAUCAUUGGUCUGCUUCAUGGGAACAAUUCAGGCUAUUGCUGUAACCUUUGUCAUGGAACACAAUACCUCAGUCUGGAGAAUUGGUUGGGACAUGAAUCUCCUUGCUGCUGCAUAUGCUGGAAUUGUGACGUCUAGCAUUUCAUAUUACGUACAAGGACUUGUAAUGAAGACGAAAGGGCCGGUCUUCGCCACCGCGUUUAGCCCUUUGAUGAUGAUCAUCGUCGCAAUCAUGGGCUCCUUCAUACUAGCCGAGAAAAUCUAUCUUGGAGGUGUGAUCGGAUCAGUGAUAAUUGUGGUGGGUCUCUACUCAGUACUGUGGGGGAAGUACAGGGAAGAAAAAGAGGAGAAGAUAAAGAGACAAUUGCAAGAAAUACCAGAAGCCAUAAAAGAUAGUAACAUUACACAAGUAACGGUGGAAAACAUAGAAGCUGAAAAGUGCACGUCAAUUGCUAUCCACAUGCCCCUAUCCAACCCCCCAACCAAAGCAACCGAUCAUCAACAAGUCUGACAUGCAUGAAGAGCAACUCAUCACUCUUGUUUUCGUUUUCGUUUUUUCUUGUUUAUUUUGGGAUUUUUGUACUUGUUUUCAUUACGAUCUUUAGUUCCUCGUUAAUUCUGGGUUUUAAGAUGGAUCGAUUUUGGUUGAACUAAGUAAGCCAAGAAUGUAAUUAGGACUUGAUUAUGCAACUAAGAGAAUCAGGCCAGGAAUCUCUUUUACUACUUGGAAUGGAGUGUUAAUUCCCUGGGAAUAA